AUGGCCCCUCAGAUCCCCAUCAAGCAACAACAAUCCCGGACCGAAACUUGCAAAUUGAAAAUUAUUCUUGUCGGCGCUGGCCUUGCUGGUCUUGGUUCUGCAAUUGGCUGCGCUCUUGCUGGCCAUGAAGUUCAAGUCCUUGAAUCCGCCUAUGAAAUCAGGGAAGUUGGCGCUGGGAUCCAGGUGCUGCCUAAUAGCUCGCGGGUUCUCCAGCACUGGGGGUUGCAGGAGGCUCUUGAGCCUCACAUGACUUAUCCUCGGGUUUGCAAUUUCCUUGGUUGGAAGGGAAACGCUAUCUCUUCUAUGGAUUUCCACGAAUCGGAAAGUAAGUACCCUGGGACUUGGUAUCGCGAUUUCCAUCGUGCGGAUUUGCAGCAGUGUCUUGUGAGGAGGGCGGGGGAGCUUGGGGUUGUUGUUACUUGCAAUGCUCGUGUUGUGGAUGUAUCUGUCAGUGAGGAUGGGGCGACUGCAACUGCUACUGUGGCCGAUGGAAGACAGUGGAUUGGAGAUUUGGUUAUUGGGGCUGAUGGUAUCUUUGGGAAGUUGACGGAGGGCUUCCUCGGUCGAGUUGAUCCACCGGUCAAGACUGGUGAUCUGGCAUAUCGUCUUUUGCUAUCUACAGAAGAGAUGCUCAAGGAUCCUGAGCUUGCGGAGCUUGUCACGGAUCCCCAGGUUAACUAUUGGUUGGGCCCAGAUGCUCAUGCUGGUAUGUUCAAUAUCUUCACAUUGGAGACCAAGACUAACGGUUCAGUGAACUAUGUUCUUCGAGGCGGAGAACUGUUCAAUAUGGUUCUACUUGUCCCCGAUGACAUUCCAGAAGAAUCUCUCGCAUCUACAAUCGAGGGCAAUGUGGAUGAGAUGUGUGCAUUGUUCAAAGAUUGGGAUCCACGUGCCGGAAUGUCCUUUGAAGACGGGGCAGUUCUAGGAGAAUGCCUUGCCCGCCUCCCAAACAAUUCCAGUACCUCCAAGGCCUCGGCCGAGUUCCUACAAGCGAAAAAGCACGCCCUUGCCGUCUUCCAGGAAUGUCGCAAACAGCGCACGAAGAUGGUUGUUGAGCGCGGUAACGUCCAGCAACAUCUAUACCAUCUCCAUGACGGCCCGGAACAACAAGAGCGAGAUCGCAAAAUGCAAAUGGUGCCUACACCUGAAGGUGAAGCAUUGGCUUGGCGCGACCCCGGUCUGGCGCCGAAGUUGUUGGGAUAUGAUCACAUUGCCGAUGUCAAUGCCCAUUGGGGCGAGGAGGAUAGUUCCGUUCAGUCCAGAUUGUAG
Molecule: messenger RNA, 1269 nt
Organism: Penicillium antarcticum
Lineage: Eukaryota; Fungi; Ascomycota; Eurotiomycetes; Eurotiales; Aspergillaceae
Exons: 3
Coding region: 1-1269 (422 amino acids)
Biological process (GO): secondary metabolite biosynthetic process
Molecular function (GO): monooxygenase activity; FAD binding
Source: RefSeq, a predicted model, not a curated record